AUACAGUUGCUUAUCCCCGGAACUGCAAUAUAUGUUAGAGUCGCUGCUAGUGCUUUCUGAGAAGACUAAACUGCAUUUUAGAUUGUGUAUAUUGACAUUUAACGCAGCAAGACAAUCUUGUCGUAAUGGGUGGUUACGAUGUAAUGGCAAACGAGGAAUCGCUGGAUUAUUCAGUGCAUGAAGCGUGGAAUGAAGCUACUAAUGUUUACCUGCUAGUUAUUCUGGUCAGCUUCGCCCUGCUGAUGUACGCCAGAAAAAAUAAGAGGAAGAUUAUGCGUAUAUUUACACUGCCACCAACAGUCGGAACCACAGCAGAACCCAACUUCUACGACAGCCUGCAAAAAGUCCGGCUAAGACAACAACUGGAAAUGUAUUCAAUUGCUAGAAAAUACGACCAGCAGCACCAGCAGUCAGACAGUGUUCAGCUGUCAAUGGAGUGAUCUCACUGUAGAGGGCGCUCUUUACACACGAAUGGUACAAAUGUGAAGGACGGCAGUGUGGGCCAAAUUUGAACUGAUGUGCCACAACUCUACGGAGACUGAGAAGUGGAUCGUGUUGUUUUAAGUAUAAGGGGGUUAUUAGUAUUUACGUUUUUAUUUGAAAAACUGUUUUUUCACAUUCUUCAUCCAUAUACCCCUAAAAAAUGUGGGGGUAUAGGUGGCACUCUUCUGUUAAAGCAACUUUUGUGAUGUGAUAUUUGCAUCAGUGGACUAUGAAACAGAUCACCCAUCUGGUCUUGGCAGUGAUACUUCAUAUGUUCAUUAUUUUAAUUCUAGAUGUCAUCCAUGUAUUGUGCCACGUAGAUUUACAUCCAAACCUUAAGAUUACAGUAACAUGUGAAUUGAACAGUACUACUAAAUGCUAAAUAAUCUGGUCAGCAUAAAGUUGUUCUUGAAUGCUAAACAAACAGCACAGGUUAAAAAUUCACUGCUGACUCCAUGCACACUUGGUGUAUAUCUCUCCAGGGCUGUAGAAAAUAUCUUAUUUUGCCCUCUAGUGUUAGCUUGUAUACAUGUCAGUAGUUUACCAUGACCUGACAGUCUGUUUAAUCAGUCUGCCGAAAUAUUGAAAACUUUAUUUAAACAUUAGACCGUGAUAAGCCUGGAUUAGGCAUUAUGUUUUUGAAUGUCCAGUUUUUUGUGACAGCAGGUCUGUUUGCCUCUUUAAUAGAAAAAUGAAGUGUCAAGUCAAAUUUACUUUCAGUGUACAGUGUUUUUUUGCAAUGUUGAAUUGACCACAGAAAACUCGAAAAUUAUUAAAUAUAUGGCAUAAUGGAAUAUAAAGUAUUAUUGCAAACUUUUUUGUCCUCAUAACUAAAUUAUAAUCUAUUGUAGAUGUUUGUAUGUACUUUUUCUUCUAAUCUAGACCAGUUAUAAGUAAUAAUAACAGAUGUCAAAUUACACUAUACAUGCCUUUCCAUCUAACACAGAAAUAGCCCUUAAAAGAAGAAAAAAUAUAUAAGAGCACACCUACAACAUUGAAACAGUGACUACGUUAUGAUCAUAUUUCUGUUCAUUUUUUGUACAGUAUCUUAAAUCUUCUCUAGUGCUUCUCUUUAGUGAGAUUUUUUUAUUUAAAUAAAAAAAUAGAUUUACAUUAAAAAAGUUUUUUUAACUCCAUGAACUAAAAUCAGUCAGAAGACCUUAUCGGCCACUUUUAAAACAUAGUGGCAGGUGUCCACAGCCCGCUUGCGUAGUGGUGGUGACUUUUUGUGUGGGUAUGCAUGAAGUUUUCUUCAGAUAUUGUAAAAUUGUCUUUAUUCUUGUUUCAUAUUAUUGAAAAGUGUGAUAAAUGUGUCCAAGUGCUACGGACGUGUGAAAUCAGAGCGAUGGAUAGAGAAAUAAAAAGUGAAAAGGUGUGAGAGAGAGA
Misgurnus anguillicaudatus (oriental weatherfish) is the source of this 1869-nucleotide messenger RNA. RefSeq names its product small integral membrane protein 19 (gene smim19). NCBI's taxonomy places the organism in Eukaryota, Metazoa, Chordata, Actinopteri, Cypriniformes, Cobitidae. The record is from RefSeq and is a predicted model, not a curated record.